AAACAAGGGAACAGCAGCAGGGAAACAAGAGGUGAACACAACAAUGAAGACAGGAGACGCAGGCAGGGAUCAUGACAAUAACAGUUAACUUUUCAACAUCCUUAUUAAACCCAACCCUUUCUGAACAGACAUAAAAGAACCUGAAGCAUUAUUUCUGUAUAGUCAUUCUGUUUCUGACACAUGAUGGAUCUGCAAGUCUCCGUUGUUCUUCUUUUCAUUUUUCUCACUGGAGGAUAUUCUCUCAAGUGUUACUCGUGCACAUCUGGUUUGACGGGGUCCUGUGAACUGAAAGUGGAGACAUGUCAAAAUGGAAAUUUUAAAUGUGCAAGCACCACGACAGAACAAUCCAUUGGGUCCGCUAAGGUGACUGUCACAAGUAAAGGGUGCAUGGAUAAAUGUGAACCAGGAACUGUACAGCUACCAACCGGAGGGACAGUGACUAAUCGCUGCUGUGACACUGAUCUUUGCAAUGCAGCAGAUGGAGUGUAUAAGGGAAGCUUCCUCCUGCUCUUGUCUCCUCUGCUCUUCUACUUCCUGUUUCAGUGAAUCCAGCUGAACGUCAUAGACCAGCAGAAACUCAAUAUGAUACACUAUCUGAUACUAUCUGAUGAAUAAAGCUUGUUUGUUGCUCUGCU
Messenger RNA from Megalobrama amblycephala (Wuchang bream), 635 nucleotides. RefSeq names its product three-finger toxin MALT0070C-like. Bases 181 to 546 code for a protein of 121 amino acids. NCBI's taxonomy places the organism in Eukaryota, Metazoa, Chordata, Actinopteri, Cypriniformes, Xenocyprididae. The record is from RefSeq and is a predicted model, not a curated record. The transcript is spliced from 5 exons.